AUGUACGCGCAGUUAUGCCGUCGAAUAUCGAAAGAAGGAUCAUCACUUGAAGAAACCGACAGUCGAUAUACUUUUGAGGCAUUAUUAAUUCGCGUUUGCCAGGACAAGUUUGUUAAUCGAUCACAAUACAGUCUAAAGAUAAUAAACUCGACAGCUGACAAUGAUAUCGAUGAUGAAGAACGACGUUACAUUGCAAAACAGAAAAUUCUCGGAAAUGUCAAAUUUAUUGGAGAACUUUUUAAGCUGGAAAUGCUUAAUGAAGCGACACUUCACAAAAUGCUUGAACAAUUGUUGGAUAAAAAAAGUAGACCCUAUCCAAAUUUGGACGACAGAUGCGAGGACAUGGAAUGCUUGUCGCAAAUUUUCCGUACAUGUGGCAGAAAUCUCGACACAGAGAAGUCCAAAAACUUGAUUGAUCAAUAUUUUGAUAAUAUGGAACAUAAAUCAAAUUCUUUCAAGUAUCCACCUCGCAUACGAUUCAUGUUAAGAGACAUCAUCGAACUGCGCAGAGACUGCUGGAAGCCUCGCAAAGUUGCUCGCAUUGAAGGUCCAGUACCAAUUCAAGAUUUGAGCACAGAUGAGGAAUACAUAAGGCAACAGCGUGACCUACGUACUCGCAAUAUGGAAUUUCCAUCAAACCGUAAUAGUGGCGAUCGUAAUUGGAUGGAUAAGUUGCCAUUGAGUUUGCAAUCGAUGAACAAUUAUCCCGGAACUUUGUCAAUGACCAGCUCUAGCUCAAUCAUUUCUGGACCGUUUAAUCCGAAUAGCUACAAUUCUGGACGCGAUUCGCUGAUGAGCAGUGGAGGGGGCUAUCGAAAUAACAAUAAUAAUAGCAACAACAACAACAACAACCACAACAACAAUAAAUAUGAUAAUGGUAACAAUUCGAACAAUCAUCACAACAAUGGAAGACCUAUGAAUAAAUACAAUAAUAAUGAUGGGGGCAAGAUGAAUCAUAACAAAUAUGAAAAGUAUGAUAAGUACGACAAGUAUGAUAAAUAUGAUAAGUUCGAUAAGAUGAAGCAUCGCCAGCAUGAUAAUUCGAAUAAUCAUGGCGGUAGUAGCGGUGGAGGACAUCAUAUGAGCAAUCAGAAUUCAUACAACAAAUAUGAUAACAACAAUAUGCUGAGUAAUAAGGAAUUGGCACCUCGUUUCAAACGUAAUCUUGUUACUACUACCACUACAAAUUCAGUUGAUGACUUACAAAUGCGUCCAGCACCCAACAGCUUAUUAUUCAAAGCAUCUAAUAUUAAGCCAAAUCCACAACAAUUGCCUUUAAAUCAACAGAAUCGUAGUACAACAUCAUCACCAGGAUUUUCGUCAUCAACUAACGUAGACAAUUUGAUUCCGCCAUUUAAUAGCACCAUGCAAGUAAACACAAUGAAUGGAAAGCAACAGCAGCAGCAGCAACAACAUCAUCACACAUCUUCGUCACAGCAAUACAAUCAAUCGUCAUUGCCACCACAACAAAAUCAACAGAUUAAUUACACUACUGCCGCAGCAUCGGCUGCUCAAAAACAAUCUUCAUCUAAUUCAUCGCAAAAUACAACUUCUUCUCAGCCACAAUCACCACAAAAUAAUCAGGCAAAAGAUCAACAACCUGUGACGAAACAAGGCUCAGUUGAGAAGCAAAAGACGAAAAAGGAUAAAGGUCCAAGUCGUGAUGAUGUUUUAAAGAAGGUCAUGCAGUUCAUCAAUGAUUCAUUAUUAGAGAAAAACUUCAUAGAUAAAAUGAAUGAAACUCGCAUUAAAGAUAAGAAUAUUGGUGAUGAAAAGGAACUUAUUACCGAUUCUCAUAACAACAAUAAUAAUGCUGAUAAUGGACAUGAAAAUGGAAAAGUUGAAAUAAUUGAAGAAUGCAAUGAUACCGCAUCAAACAAGGAGAGUGAUUCAUUGAAUGAUUCAAUCGUCGAAGAGGAAAUUUCUGUUCCAACAAUGGAAGACGUAGUCAAAUUAUAUUAUGAUCUAAAAGUGCCUGACAAAUUCCUCAAAGAUUCAAUCGUUAAAAUUCUCAAUGAAUCUCUCGACAAAGGCGAUCAAGCACAAGAAACAGUCAUUGAGUUUUUAAUUGCAAUGCAAAAAGAUAAAAAGCUAACAGCAAAUCAAACGCUCGAUGCUCUUCGUGGUGUAAUUAAUGGCAUGAAUGAACGAGAAAAAACAAUUCCGAAAAUAACAACUCUUGUGGCAUCAUUAUUGUCACGAGCAAUGUCUAAAAAAAUUUGCAAGUUGAUGGAUAUUGCAAAUUAUACAGAUAAUGGACAGCAUUACCCUCUUCUUUUGCUUGUAUUUCAACAACUACACAAGAAUAUUGGCGAAGAUGCGCUUGUUGAAAUGUUUAACAACAGCAAGAUCAAUUUAAUGUCAAAUUUACCGGAAUGCGAUCGCACAAAAGAUCGUUUAGCUGAAAUUCUUGACGACAGAAAGUUGAGCUUUUUACAGCCAUUGUUGCGAAUCGAAUCCGAAUUAUGGAGGCAAAUAAAAGAAGAUCCUCAACCUCAAACAUUCUAUAAAUGGAUAAAGGACAAUGUCAAUCCUGUUCGAUAUGUCGAUCCAGGCUUCAUUACAGCAUUAAUCUCUGUUCUCUUAAAAUAUGUUACUCAGGAAACUACUUUCCCAGAAAACAGCGAUCCCACAAAACUCCCAGAAAAGCCACAAGUUGAAGCUGAAAAGAAAUUGCUAGUUUCAUUUAGCCGAAUUCUGAAUGCAUUUUUAAAUGGAAACCUUGACUUGCAAUUAAUUGCAGUCUAUGCAUUACAAGUAUUCUGUUACAAUUCUCAGUUCCCUAAAGGCAUGCUGUUGAGAUGGUUCACAGCACUAUACGAACUUGAAAUCGUUGAAGAAGAUGCAUUCCUUAGAUGGAAAGAGGAUAUAACUGAUGACUAUCCAGGCAAAGGAAAAGCACUGUUUCAAGUUAACUCAUGGUUGACAUGGCUCCAAGAAGCAGAAUCAGAGGAGGAGGAUGACGAGUAA
This is a messenger RNA of Chironomus riparius, 2970 nucleotides long. The record is from the annotation of a GenBank genome assembly. NCBI's taxonomy places the organism in Eukaryota, Metazoa, Arthropoda, Insecta, Diptera, Chironomidae.